AUGUCAUUUGUAUCUGGAGGGAGUAAUAAUUCUUUUUUUAUUUAUUAUUAUUAUAGUAUAUUCAGUGCAUUUGCAAUCAUUAGUAAUAGACAUACAGCACCUUGGAUUGCUUAUGUCAAAAUGGCGAUUGUCAUAUUAGAAUUUAUUGAAGGAACUGUCCAUGCAUUUUUUAUUCUUAUUGCUUUACGUAAACGUUUAAAUCGAAUGAAUAAGAACAAAUAUCCUACGCGUGAAAUAAUUACAUUAUUAAUAAUGAUUGAUUUAAGCCUAUGGUUUGAAGCAACAACAACAACGACAAAACAUGAGGCAAAUCCAUUUCAACUGGAUUUUUAUCACGUCAUACCAUGGUCAAUUAUUGCUGCGAUUGCCACACCAUUGCAAAUAUUUUUUCGUUUUCAUUCAUCUGUAUGUUUAUCUCACGUAUGGGAAAAUAUGUACAAGACAAGCGAUGAAUCGAUCGAUCAUCAUUGA
Didymodactylos carnosus is the source of this 471-nucleotide messenger RNA. NCBI's taxonomy places the organism in Eukaryota, Metazoa, Rotifera, Eurotatoria, Philodinida, Philodinidae. The record is from the annotation of a GenBank genome assembly.